AAGUGAGAUAAGAAGUAUUGAGGACAUUGAGAUAGAAAGCGGAGAGUCAGUGAGAGGAGAUCAAGAGGCUAGAGAAAGAAAGAGGAAAAAGUAAGAGCGCGAGAGGACGGAGAAAGAGAGGGUGUGUGAUAGAGCAAAGAGAGAGAGAGUUAGCGGAUAGAGAGUGUGUGUGUGAUAGAGAGAGAGAGACAGAGAGAGAGAGAGGGGAUCUAGAGAGUUAGAGGAUAGACAGUAAGCCCUGCUGUCACCAGCCAACCUGGUGAUCCAGUCUCCAGAGCAGUCAGCCGUCCUCCGCCUGCCUCUCCUCCGUCGCGUCCCUUCGUCUCCCCUCCGCUUCUUCACACGCUCUCCCAGGCUCGUGGGCCUCACAGCAUGAGCCUUCCACCAUGGGCUUUCUGGAAAACUACCAAGAGAUCGACCCAGUCACUCUGAACCUGUGCAUCCUCAUCGUUAGCUACGUCAUCCUGCUGUUGGUCUUCUUGAUCUCCUGUAUCAUGUACGACUGCCGGGGGAAGGACCCCACCAAGGAGUACGCUCCAGACCCCCAGCCCACGCAGUCUCCCAUCAGGCUGGUGGUGAUGCAGAGCUCCCCGGCCUCGGCGCCCGCUCGCUGGGACACCUCCAACAUGAUCACCACCUACCAUGAACCGGCCAGCCCCGGCCUGCAGGACUUCAGGGAGAAGAAGAGCACCAUGGUCUAAG
Messenger RNA from Osmerus eperlanus (European smelt), 702 nucleotides. Its product is annotated as small integral membrane protein 36-like. The transcript has a single exon. Bases 387 to 701 code for a protein of 104 amino acids. NCBI's taxonomy places the organism in Eukaryota, Metazoa, Chordata, Actinopteri, Osmeriformes, Osmeridae. The record is from RefSeq and is a predicted model, not a curated record.